Messenger RNA from Canariomyces notabilis, 2361 nucleotides. RefSeq lists its product as uncharacterized. The transcript has 2 exons. Bases 1 to 2361 code for a protein of 786 amino acids. Gene Ontology annotation, biological process: vesicle-mediated transport. The record is from RefSeq and is a predicted model, not a curated record. NCBI's taxonomy places the organism in Eukaryota, Fungi, Ascomycota, Sordariomycetes, Sordariales, Chaetomiaceae. Gene Ontology annotation, molecular function: guanyl-nucleotide exchange factor activity; small GTPase binding. Gene Ontology annotation, cellular component: endocytic vesicle; cytosol.
AUGGCAUCACAUCCCACAGACGCGGCGCAUCGCCCGUUGAGAUUCGUACAAUCUUUUCGAGUAGAGCGCUCCGUGUCUCCCGGUACCACGGCGCGCGUAAAAGGAGCUAGCCCUGUUCAGAAUGGGCCUGUGGCCGUUGCCGAUCCAAUGCUGCGAACUGCGUCCGGUACGCAGGGAGACCGAAGGACCGGGACUGAGGUGCCCGAUACGUUCGAGCGCAGAAUAAGCGAAGAGACUGUAGAGCCUCCCAGAGCUUCGGUCGACCUGGACGAUCUUCCCAUCGAGCUCAUCAGCCUAACGGAUCGCUUCAUCGACUCCCUUUCGGCCAAGGUGCAUCCCCAGCCGCCGAGCAUCGACAACCUCGCGCGGCUCUUUCAAGACUUUUAUGCUACAGCAUCUUCGCAUAUCCAGACGCAUGUCGACAGCAUGGCCACCCUCCAGAGGCGCGAAGAGCCCUCCGCGUCGUUGCUUUCGUCCCAAGCAUCAGCUUCCAGUCUGUUGCGCACAAAGGGUUCUUCACUCGGAACAAGGGAGAAGCCCAGACCCACACCGUCCAGGCGGGAUUCGGACCAACAGCUGCUGACCGCUGAAGAAUACGCGGAGCGAAAGAGGGCAAGGAAGGCACUGGAGCACAAGAAAGGUCUCUUGGAGGAGGCUGUGGAGCGAAGGAUAUGUGAAGGCAUCUACAGCAAGAUCUACCGCCACAGGAGCACGCAGGACGAAGCGCAGGACGCCAAGCUCCGAUCAAAAACAGCUGCUCUCGCCGUAGUUGGCAUCGGGCCCGGUGAUCUCGGCGUUGACCUCGGCACUGCUCCCAAUGACCCAGAAGCCGCCGCCAAGAAACAGGAGGAAGUCAGGCAAUGGCUGGAGCAAGCGCGGAAGGAACUCGUACUGAUGAGUCAGUCCAGGUAUCCCUUGGGGAAGUUGAACCACCUCAAAGCAGCACACAAGAGCAUCAUCGAUACCCUGUCGCAUUUUCACCCCUCCUCCUCCGCUGACGAGCUCAUGCCCAUGCUCAUCUACACCCUAAUCACUCUCCCGCCCGAGAACCUCAGCGUCAUCAGCGACGCCAACUUCAUUCAACGCUUCCGCUGGGAACCAAAGCUUGUUGGCGAAGGCUCUUACUGUCUUACCAAUCUCGAGGCAACCAUCAGUUUCCUCGAGACUGUUGACCUUUCAACCCUCCGCGCCGACGAGACUCCCACCGGGCCACUAAAAGGACAGGAUGUCUCACCUACUCAGAAAGAAGGAACUUUCCCGCCUGCCUUCUCGCCGACCCCGCCGAGCCCUGCCACUCUGAGCCCGAACCACUCGGAAUCGGCAGCAGCCAGCCUCGGCGCAGCGCUCAAGCAAGCUCCCUCAUCUGCCCGCUUCCGCGCCACCGUUGGAGCCCAGCUCCGGGGGCCUCGCCGACUGAGCGAUCUCGUGAAUACGCCUGCGCAGGCCUUCAACGCCGCCAGCGAUGCCGUCCUGAACACAGCCGACCAGAGCCUCAAAACUAUCGGCACAUCUCUUGGCGACAGCUACAAGUUCCUUUUGGGCAAGCUGCGCGAGAGGGCUCCGGAUGCCCUCCUCGCCAAGGACAGCAGCGGCGACCCGGUCGUCAUUGUCCCUAAGACGCUAGACGACGCAAGAAAGUUGAUCGGUACCCCUUCACCCGCCGUCGGACAACUGGAGUCUCUGCAGGAAGAGGGCGGUGCCGCCGUCCCGCUGUCGGCUAGCCCCGGGAGCUCCCUCCCUUUACUACGCAGUCCAAGCCCGGCGCCGGCGACAGCAGCAGUCGAGGAGGCGGAGCGCCCGCCGUUGCUGAGCUUCAUAGCGGGUAGCGCCAGGAAGGUGUCGCGGGAUCAUAGUGCUGAUAGCUCGAGGAGUGCAAGCUCGAGAAAGGAGAAAGAGGAGAGGCAAAGGUUGGAUACAACGGUAGCGCCGGGGUCGGCGACAGCGGCAACUGCAACUGCAACCGGGUCAUCUCCUGUUAUCACCAGCCCACCAAUCAUGGAUUCAAUGAGGAACUUGGGCAAUUCCUUGAACCCCAUGGCGAGAUUGUCAGCGGGUAUUGGAGGCCUUAGGGGCUUUGGUAGAUCACCGGCUCCUGUUAGGGCGCCGACGCCGCCAGCGAAGGACGGUGGCCAUAGUAAAGGGGGGCCCGCAGCCGCAGAUGGUGGAGAUUUGACUACGGCGUUCCCGGACCUUGCUGCGGUGCUUCCGCCCAGGGAAAGCCCCAAGUUAGACCCGCCGAUCAAGCGCUUCAUGGAGAUGCAGAAUGCUGCGGAGAUGAAGCUCGGCGAGGUGUUUGAGUUACUGAGGGAUUAUAAGCGGCUUGCAGGAGCGCUGAAGGAGAUGGGCUCCUUCAAAGAGUAG